This is a messenger RNA of Helicoverpa zea (corn earworm), 3193 nucleotides long. Its product is annotated as phosphatidylserine lipase ABHD16A-like. The coding region runs from base 127 to 1614 and encodes 495 amino acids. The transcript has 10 exons. The record is from RefSeq and is a predicted model, not a curated record. Lineage: Eukaryota; Metazoa; Arthropoda; Insecta; Lepidoptera; Noctuidae. Gene Ontology annotation, biological process: phosphatidylserine catabolic process; monoacylglycerol catabolic process. Gene Ontology annotation, molecular function: monoacylglycerol lipase activity; glycerophospholipase activity. Gene Ontology annotation, cellular component: endomembrane system.
AUCUUAUCGAUUUUCUUCAAUUUAGUUUUUGGUCGAAUUGUGUGGACGUCGCCGGCUAUAAUUUUGUUUACUCAGGAGUAAAAGUGGUAUUUCGAGAGCGAACUAAUUCUAACAUCGUAAGUCGUCAUGAAGUUGGUUUGGCAGUGUAUGUUUUCUCCUCGCCUUUACAAAGUAUACCGGGAUGGAGCAAAAGACACGAUGUACCAGCCUGUACGACUGGAGAAAUGGGGUGACAAAGUUGUGUCCACGGCCAACACUCUAUUGAAUAUAAGCCUGUACACAUCACCGUUCAUAUGUAUGUACAUAUACAAGCGAGGGUUCUUUACGAUGGACGAGAUGAAGUCACUUGGACGUCUUGUCAGUGGCCUUACUUGUCUCCUGGCCUUCUCCCUCUUUCUGCGAGGAUGUGGAAGAUCGUCCAGUACUAAAUAUGUUCAGUUUGUGAAUGCACUCACAAGCCCGAUGACUGACAAGAAGGCAUAUUUGAAUGAAUUGAGGAAGUAUGACUUUGAAGCAAGUGCUUGGCCCACUACUUACAGUGUUGCAACCAGAGAAAGGUCAUCAUGGAUGGACCGCCUCCCGUUCAAGAUGUGCGCCAACCCCGAUCUGCCGAUUUACAAGCGGUUGCCGAUCCAGCUCCUAGCCUUCAUAGCCACGCAUACAUUCGGCCUGAGACUUAUCUACCCUGGAUCAUUGAGCGUUGUCCAUACUCUGCUGUGGGGUGCACUGUUCCAAGGAAGAACUAUACUGGUUGAGGACCACGACGGGCAGCGUGCUAAAGUAGGAACAGCCGAUGGAAACGCCAUAGACACUAUGUUUGUAGACAACCGAGCUCAUUCUCCUCGAGGCAGAAUAUUGGUGAUUUGCUGCGAAGGGAACUCUGGGUUCUAUGAAAUGGGGAUCGUGAACACGCCCAUCAGGGCCGGAUUCUCUGCACUGGGCUGGAAUCAUCCAGGAUUUGCUGGCAGCACUGGGCUUCCGUUCCCGUCGCAAGAACAAAACGCCAUCGACGCGGUCAUGCAGUAUGCUAUUAACGAGCUGCGGUUCCGACCUGAUCAGAUAGUACUGUUUGGUUGGAGUAUUGGGGGUUACACUGCCACCUGGGCCGCUGUUAAUUAUCCCGUGGCUGCUCUGAUCCUGGACGCUACAUUUGACGAUCUGCUGCCGUUAGCUGAAAACCAGAUGCCAUCAUCCUGGUCUCUCCUCGUGAAAGAAGUGGUGCGGUCCUACGUGAACCUUAACAUUUCUGAAAUGAUGGACAAAUACGUUGGCCCCUUUAAACUCAUCAGAAGGACUGAAGACGAGAUUAUUAGCUUGCGACAAGGUCUCCUGGCAACGAACCGAGGCAACCAUCUGGUUUUGAAACUCAUCUCCCAAAGACACCCAAACGUUGUGGAGAACCCCUUUGCGAAGGUCGCUCUCUUGAAGCUGUUGUCUAUGGCGGAUCUGCAGCGAAGUGCCAUUGAUAUGACUAGGAUUGAGGAUUAUGAACGACCACUGUUACCAUUGAUUUCCAAAUAUCUCCACGACUACAAGUCUUCGCACUGCACUCCGCUUCCUGAGACUGAUUUUAUCACAAUAAUGGAACGGCUGACUGUCCUGAGGCAAGACUAAUGUCUCCCCUUACGAUUUUAUAUCGUACCCGCAGGUGUUAAAGGAAACACACCCAUCGUUCAUCAGAACACUCCCAGGGCACCACCCCUAAGCGUACUCAUUGAAAUCUGACUUUACAAAAUCCGUUCAGAAUUCUUGUGUUUUUUUUUUUCAUUAAAUAUUGGUGGUGACUUUAUUACUACUAACACGCAUUGCCAGUGAUAUUGCCUAACUAAAAGGCUUGUGUAACUACUCUAAACACAUUUAAAGCUGCAAUUCAAUUUUCUCAACGAAACUUCCGAGAUCAUCAUUCUAAAUGAAUUUUCAUUAAAUGUGUUUAGUGUUCGAGCCCUUAGUUAGUGUGAAUUAACGAGCUUCUGUGGUGAUAAUAUUCAAAAUUAUACUGUUAACUUUUAUAUAUCGUAUUUUGGAUGUCAAAAAUAAUGUAUCUAAUAAGUAGUCUAUCGUCGCGCUCAUAACCCAGUCAAAUAAGCACGAAGAAAAAUUUACUGGGCUGAAGUAAUGUAACCUAAAUGAUUGAAAAGACAAUCAUUUUUAAGUAAUUUGCAAGAAGUCCUCACUAAAUAUUCAAAUAUAAAGAUAGUGUGGUGCUUUGCAUGAAAAUUGCAUAAACAAACAUUACCUCCAUAUUUCCAAAAGAUUUGGACGGUACUUGAUGACGGAGACGGUAGAAAAUCAAGGGAACUUCAUAUCCAUCACCAUGUACUUUAUGACGACUAUGCUACUAUCUAGUCUUGAUAAAACAGAUGUUGUAUGUUCUGUGUUACCUCAUUUUACUAAUCAAUUUAUAUUGCAUUUCAAUAUUCACGUAGAUUUAUAUUCGACCCUACAAACAGAUUAAUGUCUAAAAGAUAUUAAAUCCUUUUGUCUAUCACGAUUUUUAAAAACUUCUACUUGCAAAGCUCUCAACGUCCCAACAGUGACAUCCCGGUACAAGGCGACAAGUAAACUAGGCCAAUAGUAGUUGUAAUUAUGUAAAAAAAAAAAAUAACUUUUUCGCCAGAACUGGUAAAGUCCUUUCCGUCAUUUACAGCGUUUUCGUUGAUUUUUGGGACACCCAACAUAAUGAAACAUAAUAUUUAAGAUGUCCAAUAUCAAUAUACCUUUUCUAUUAUAAAUAUGAACUAUGAACUCUAAUAAUAUUUAUCAAUAGAUACAUUAAAUGUUUGUAGCUGUAUAUUUAAUCCGAUAAUUAAGAUAGAUAUUAAUGACUUUUUGUUUGUCUGGAGGGCAAUUUUUAAUUAGUUAGAACAUUGGGUCAUAAAUUUAAUAAACGUAAUUUUUCCUUGGGCUUUCAUGCCUGAGACUGUCCAAUCCCCUGGAAAAAGUUUAUGUGGAACGAAUUAAAAAUGACUCUCAAUCCAGAUGAACAAAACAAUUUUGUAUCUUUUAUAAUUUGAAUAUAGUAUAAUAUUGUCAUACAGUUUAUCAAAAAAAUCAUGGCUUUUUUUUGGUAUGGCAUCUCGCAGUUCAGCCUAGGAGGCCGUGUACUGCUUAACCGGACUUUAAAAUCACCGCACUGCAUAUUGCGAAUAAAUAUUUUUCUCAUGCAUGUAAACACCGUCAUAAUCAUAACACA